AUGGGCGCUCCGUCCAGCAGCGCCCUUCCAAUCCGCUGUCCUGUUUCAGAACGUCGCCUUUCCUUCCCGGAAUUGAGCCUUAAUCCAGCUAAGGUUGCGCCAGAGGCGGCGCCCGGGCGGGAGGCGGGGCAGGAACCGGGGCCCGGAGCGCAGGGGACGGAGGCGGGGCCGGGGCCGGGGCCGGACUCGGAGAGCCGGCCGCAGCCGCCGGCAGGGCCCGGCUCCGAGCCUCUCCCGGCCGCAGAGCCCGAGCCGGAGCCGCUCUCGGCGUCGGGUCCGGGACAGGAUCCCGAGCUGGGCUGGGCUGCGGGGCAGCGCGCAGGGGCCCCGCCGGAGUCGCAGCCUCUGCCGGCGUCGGAGUCUGAGAACGGAGUGUCCGACAGGCCCCGUUGCCACACCGACUGCCUGGAGGCGCCGCUCUCCCGGGCCUUCCGGCGGCUGGGAUGGGAGGUGGGCUCGCACCCCUGGAUCUUCCUGCUGCUGCCCAUGGUUUUAACGGCCGUCCUCGGCACUGGCCUGAUUCACCUGCCCAAGGAAGAAGAAGACGACCUCGAGGAGCAGUACACCCCGAUAGGGAGCCCCGCCAAGGCUGAGCGACGCUUCGUGCAGGGACAUUUCACCGCCAACGACUCUGAUCUCUUCUCCAUCGCCAGGAAGAGCACCGAGGUCAAUUAUGCUUCCAUUCUAGUGGUCUCCAACACCAACUCGCUGCUGGAACAAGAAACCUUAUCAGAAAUUAGUGAAGUGGACGACGCGGUUCAGGCUUUGUCUGUGACACAGGCAAAUGGACCCCAGAUUCUCUACAAUGAGGUGUGCUCGAAGAACCAGGGCUACUGUGUGCCCUCCAACCCACUCUUGUUCGCCUGGAAAACGAACAGUGUCCUCAACCUGAGAAACAUCACCUUCCCCAUCUACAGCCUAGCCGGUCAGGUCGUGUACCUGGCCAACAUCCUUGGAGGAACUGUGUUAGGCGAGAGCAUGGGACUGAGCCAGUUACUCCUGGAGGCCAAAGCCAUGCGGCUGCAGUACUACCUGAAGACCGGCGAAGGAGUGGACAGCGAACGUAGCAAGGCGUGGCUGAUCCAUUUCCUGAACCAAGUUGGCAACCUUGAAAAGAGUCUGGCCUUGAAGAAGAUCCAGGUGGUCUACUUUACGUCACUUUCUAGACAACUGGAAUUUGAGGCAACUUCUAUGACAGUGAUCCCCUUGUUUCACUUGGCAUACCUUCUAAUCAUAUUAUUUGCAAUCACAUCAUGCUACAGGUGUGACUGUAUACAAAACAAAAUGUGGGUUGCAGCGUUUGGAGUGAUUUCUGCUGCCUUGGCAGUGGUGAGCGGCUUUGGCCUGAUGUUGUACAUUGGGGUGCCAUUUGUGAUCAUAGUUGCAAAUUCACCAUUUCUUAUUCUAGGCAUUGGGGUCGAUGACAUGUUUAUCAUGAUUUCUGCCUGGCAGAAGACCAACGUCAUGGAUAGCAUAAAAGAGAGGAUGUCCAAUGUCUAUUCAAAAGUGGCAGUGUCCAUUACAAUCACCACCAUCACCAACAUCCUGGCCUUCUAUACAGGAAUUAUGACCUCUUUCAGGUCUGUACAAUACUUCUGCAUCUAUACAGGAACAACCCUGCUCUUUUGUUAUUUUUAUAACAUCACCUGUUUUGGAGCAGUUAUGGCCCUGGAUGGUAAAAGAGAAGUAGUCUGUCUACGCUGGUUGAAGAAACCAGAAACUCCUGACCAAAAAUGUUCCUCAUUAAAAAAGCCCUGCUGCCUCCCAUGUAAUUCUCUCCGAGACAAACAUAAAGCUGAUAUUCACCCAAUGAAUUUGUUCUUUAGAGACUAUUUUGGUCCUUUUCUCACAAGCACUGAGUCCAAGUUUUUUGUAGUGCUUAUAUACAUUUUGUACAUCAUAAGUAGUAUAUAUGGGUGUUUCCAAGUGCAGGAAGGUUUAGACCUCCGAAAUUUGGCAAGUGACGACUCCUACAUCACACCGUAUUUUAAUGUAGAAGAAGAACAUUUUUCAAGUCAUGGUCCCAGGGUUAUGGUUAUUGUUACUGAAGCUCUUGACUAUUGGGAUGGAGAUGCUAGGCAAAAAUUGGAAAAAUGUCUUGUAGAUUUUGAAAACAGUGACUAUGUAGAUAAAAAUCUUACAGAGUUUUGGUUACGAGAAUAUGUGAAAUAUAUGGAAAAUCACCAUUACAAUGUAAAUGAUAAGAUAACUUUUCUAAAAAAUAUUCCCAAUUUUGUAAUAGAUUCUCCACUUUUUAUGUAUUAUAUUAACAUUACAUCAUCACAGGAAAUCAUUUGUUCCAGGGCCUUCAUUCAGACCAUGGGUGUUUCUUCUUCAACCAAUAAGAAGCUGAUGUUACUCCAGUUCCGAGACAUGGCCGAAAAGUGUGAAAUUCCCCUAAUGGUGUAUAACCAGGCAUUUAUAUAUUUUGAUCAGUAUUCUGCAAUAUUAGAAAACACUGUUCGAAAUGUAAUUGUUGCCUCAACAGCUAUGUUCAUUGUUUCCUUACUGUUAAUCCCUCACCCGCUGUGUUCUUUGUGGGUAACUUUUGCUAUCUCUUCUGUGAUUGUGGGAGUAACGGGUUUCAUGGCAUUCUGGAACGUCAAUCUUGAUUCCAUAUCCAUGAUUAAUCUUGUCAUUUGUAUAGGGUUUUCUUUUGAUUUUUCUGCGCACAUUUCCUAUGCAUUUGUUUCCAGUUCAAAGCCCUCAGUAAACCAAAAAACCAUCGAGGCAUUGUAUCUGCUAGGCUACCCUGUGUUGCAAAGUGCAAUUUCAACAAUAAUAGGGGUGUGUGUCUUAUCUGCAGCUAAAGCAUACAUCUUCAGGACAUUUUUUAAGAUUAUGUUUCUUGUUAUGGUAUUUGGAGUUGCUCAUGGCCUAAUUUUUAUUCCGGUAUUCUUAACCUUUUUUUGAAAGUUUGUUUGACUAGCCACUAACCAAUCAAAGACCAAUUAUAGAAUUCCUGAUUGCUCCAAUCCAAUCUGAUAAAAAUGCGCUAUUAAGAAUAGUCAAUAAACUAAAAACAAAGGCAUGUUUCCUUGGUGUGGAAAUCCCAUUUUAAAAUGUUAUUUAAAAUAUCCUGAGAAAAAUUAAUUAGUCUUACAUUAAAAUAUCUUUACUAAAUUAGGAAGUGUUGUCAUCUUUAUUAUGGUCUAUACAAUCAAGCAUAAGUAUAACUUUCCAGUUAUUUUUUUCCUUUUAUUUCAUCAUUAGUAGUUUAUGCCUGGAAUUCAAAUAUUUUAUGUAUUAUGCUAUAAAUGGAAUAUUAUUUUCAUUGUACUUCCCAUAUGCGUUAUUAUGUAAAAGUGCAACUGAUUAUUAUUUAUUCUCCUAGUCUGGGGUUUUUCUAUGCAUGUUUUUUGUGGUGUAUUUUGAUGAACUGAAGUUUUUAAGUUUUGGAAUCCAAUUUAUCAUUUUUUUAAUGGUUAGUGUUUUCUGUGUCCUCUGUAAGAAUUUUUUUGCCUAAUCCAAGAUUACAAAAAAUUCAUCUAUGUUUU
This is a messenger RNA of Physeter macrocephalus (sperm whale), 3497 nucleotides long. RefSeq names its product patched domain-containing protein 3. NCBI's taxonomy places the organism in Eukaryota, Metazoa, Chordata, Mammalia, Artiodactyla, Physeteridae. Gene Ontology annotation, cellular component: membrane. The record is from RefSeq and is a predicted model, not a curated record. The transcript has 4 exons. The coding region runs from base 1 to 2913 and encodes 970 amino acids.